Molecule: messenger RNA, 1112 nt
Organism: Cydia splendana
Lineage: Eukaryota; Metazoa; Arthropoda; Insecta; Lepidoptera; Tortricidae
Exons: 10
Coding region: 1-1089 (362 amino acids)
Biological process (GO): cell-matrix adhesion; cell adhesion mediated by integrin; integrin-mediated signaling pathway
Cellular component (GO): external side of plasma membrane; integrin complex
Molecular function (GO): integrin binding
Source: RefSeq, a predicted model, not a curated record
AUGGGAUGCGGUGCGCGCGUGAUUGUGCGCGUGAGCGGCACGCUCGUGCAUACUCUACCGUGCGCCAAGGAGAUGGGAGCGUAUAAGUGUGAAUUGCCGGCGCCUUUCCGUACUGGUACCAAUAAAACAAUAGACGUUCAGCUGCAGACUAAUACCUUGAAUAUCGAAGAGAAGGGACUCACGAUCGACGUGGAAGUGCACAAGGAAUGUAACAAACCGGACGCGGUGCAUUCCUCCCUUACGCUGAACUACGAUUUUGAAAAAGUGCUCGAAAAUGUUGUUAUUCACGGGUCUACUAUAAAUAGAGUCAUAUCCGACGCAGAAUUAGAGGAUUCGAUGGAAGAUAAGUUGUCAGUGGAACAAACCUAUACUAUUUAUAACAAUCAGUCGUUUCAAUGGAAGAAGGUGUUCCUGACGAUAGAUGGAAUGGACAACACUUACAUAGAAAAAUCUAUGGUAAGGGUUGGCCAACCAAACAAAUGUUCAGUGAAAAUGGCAAACAUUUGGAAAUGUUCAAUCCCCUUGGCACCGAACUCUACGACGACAAUUAUUGUGUCUUCAACUAUUGUCAAAAAUAAGUUAGAGAUUUCCCUAAAGAAAGGUACUACAAAAAUAACAUCAAAACUAAGGCUGCAAUUACUACCAGACAAAACCAAGGAUAAAUCGAUAUCUACAGUAAUAACGUUGGAAGAAAAGCCGAAGAGUCCGAUAGGAACCAUUUUGAUCGCUAUCCUAGUGGGCUUGCUUCUCCUGCUCAUCAUAGGAGUUAUACUUUACAAGUUGAACUUCUUUAAAAGGAAAACAAAAGAAGAAUUGGAAGUGUUGAAAAGUGAAAUGAGAAGACAAAGUUUGCGAAGCGGCACAUCAGCUGAUAGUCGAACUCAACCGGCAGUUGAUCCAGCAGUAACAGUCCCAGAUCCAGAACAUGACUUCGAUACGGUGGACUUGUUCGUGGACGAAACUCCGUUGGCGAAGUCUUUGUCCUCCGAUCAGCUGAACUAUUUAGCAGCGAAUCCGGACUCGGUGAAGUUGGAGGACUGUCCGAAAAAAACAGAUUUCGAUGACAAAGAUGGGUUUACGCAUGUGUAAUAAAUAUAGACGGGUUUCUUAUG